AUGCCGCCAGGAGAGAGGAUGAAAGAGAUCGACGUGCCUUCUUCAAGCCGCAUCGUCUCGAGCGGGAGGCGUGCGUAUGCAGUGAACCCCCCCACCCUCGGAGCAGCGGCCCAAUUAUGGCGCUCCUUCAUGUCCAAGGACCGAGCAUCUACAUCGGUUCCUAUUCCGGGCACCUUCGCCUGGCCGCUUACCGCGAGAGGGAAACCCAGGAGGGGGAUGCUACGACGGGCCGUGUUUUCUGACCUGCAGCGUAAAGCCCUCGAGAAGAUGUUCCACAAACAGAAAUAUAUCAGCAAGCCAGAGAGAAAGAAACUUGCUGAAAAACUUGAUCUCAAAGACUCACAGGUAAAAAUUUGGUUCCAGAACCGAAGAAUGAAAUGGAGAAAUUCAAAAGAGAGGGAGCUACUAUCUUCUGGAGGGUGCAGGGAGCAAACGCUACCCACGAGAAUGAACCCAAACCCAGACCUUACCGAUGUUGGUAAAAAGUCCUCGGAUGAAGAGGAAGAGGCCUUUCACACAGAGAGACCCCGCAAGGUCACCUGCCACACUUCCACAGAGCUCAAUAAUUUAAAAAGUGUGGAAUCGCAACAUUCGUCGCCGUCUUUUUCCACCAAACACUCGGACUUUUCAGAAUCAGAGGAGGAGGAAAUCACAGUUUCUUAA
This is a messenger RNA of Conger conger (European conger), 663 nucleotides long. Its product is annotated as homeobox protein DBX1-B-like. NCBI's taxonomy places the organism in Eukaryota, Metazoa, Chordata, Actinopteri, Anguilliformes, Congridae. The record is from RefSeq and is a predicted model, not a curated record. The coding region runs from base 1 to 663 and encodes 220 amino acids. Gene Ontology annotation, molecular function: DNA binding; DNA-binding transcription factor activity, RNA polymerase II-specific. Gene Ontology annotation, biological process: cell differentiation in spinal cord; regulation of transcription by RNA polymerase II. The transcript is spliced from 4 exons.